Messenger RNA from Sphaerulina musiva SO2202, 399 nucleotides. RefSeq lists its product as uncharacterized. The coding region runs from base 1 to 399 and encodes 132 amino acids. The transcript is spliced from 3 exons. The record is from RefSeq and is a predicted model, not a curated record. Lineage: Eukaryota; Fungi; Ascomycota; Dothideomycetes; Mycosphaerellales; Mycosphaerellaceae.
AUGACGGGAUCAGUGGCAGCAAGGGAUCGAGAUGAUGUUGGCGGCGGCGACGCUCCCGGGAAUGGCAACAUGAGCCCGCCACAUGGCUCCAGAUGGGCGGACGACGGGCAGAAUGGGGACAUGAUGAGUUUGGAGACUGAAGCAGUGCCGUUGGAAGAGGCAUACCCGGCACCGCUACUGCGCGUGGAAGAGCAUCCGAGACUUCAGCCGAUCAGCAAAUCCAUGUCCGAGGACCACGUUGCCGUAGACAUUGAAGUCUUCGGAGGUACUUGGUACGGUCGAUCGAUCGGCAGACAGCAGACAUACAGACCCCCACUGGACCUUGGGAUGAAAUCACAAGUACGACGAGAUGCACUCAAGCUACCCGACCUCCUAUCGCCCUACACAGCAUAUGCAUGA